Molecule: messenger RNA, 3333 nt
Organism: Grammomys surdaster
Lineage: Eukaryota; Metazoa; Chordata; Mammalia; Rodentia; Muridae
Gene: Mmp28
Product: matrix metallopeptidase 28
Exons: 8
Coding region: 1-1560 (519 amino acids)
Biological process (GO): collagen catabolic process; proteolysis; extracellular matrix organization
Cellular component (GO): extracellular matrix
Molecular function (GO): zinc ion binding; metalloendopeptidase activity
Source: RefSeq, a predicted model, not a curated record
AUGGUGGCUGGCGUGAGCCUCCUGCUGCGCGCCCUGCCGCUACUGCUAUGGGGCUGCCAGGACGCACAGCCCACCCAGCACGGACACCCGGAGCUGCGCCAGGAGGCAGAGGCAUUCCUGGAGAAGUACGGAUACCUCAGUGAGCAGGGUUCCAAAUCUCCAGCCUCCGAUCAGUUCAGUAACGCCAUCAGAGAGUUCCAGUGGGUAUCCCAGUUGCCCAUCAGUGGUGUGCUGGACCAGGCCACACUGCGCCAGAUGACACGCCCACGCUGUGGGGUUGCAGAUACUGACAGUCAUGCAACUUGGACAGAGAGGACCAGUGCCCUGCUUGCUGGACACCGAGCCAAAACGAGGCGUAAGAAACGCUUUGCAAAGUCAGGUAACAAAUGGUACAAACAGCAUCUUUCCUACCGCCUGGUGAACUGGCCUGAGCGCCUGCCGGAGCCAGCUGUUCGAGGGGCCGUACGUGCUGCCUUCCAGCUGUGGAGUAAUGUGUCAGCGCUGGAGUUCUGGGAGGCCCCAGCCACAGGCCCUGCUGACAUCCGCCUCACCUUCUUCCAAGGAGACCACAAUGAUGGGCUGGCCAAUGCCUUCGAUGGCCCAGGGGGCGCCCUGGCGCACGCCUUCCUGCCCCGCCGGGGCGAAGCGCAUUUCGACGGAGACGAGCGCUGGUCUCUGAGCCGCCGUGGGCGCAACUUGUUCGUGGUGCUGGCGCACGAGAUCGGCCACACGCUCGGUCUCACGCACUCGCCCGCGCCACGUGCGCUCAUGGCGCCCUACUACAAGAAGCUGGGCCGCGACGCCUUGCUCAGCUGGGACGAUGUGCUGGCGGUGCAGAGCCUGUACGGAAAGCCUCUGGGGCGCUCAGUAACCACCCAACUCCCCGGAAAGGUGUUCACUAACUUUGAGGCCUGGGACCCCCACAACUCCCAGAGCAGUCGCUCGGAAACCAGAGGUCCUAAAUACUGCCACUCUUCCUUUGAUGCCAUCACUGUAGAUGGGCAAUGGCGACUGUACAUCUUCAAAGGGAGUCACUUUUGGGAAGUCACGGCUGAUGGCAAUGUUUCAGAGCCUCAUCCAGUACAGAAAAGAUGGCCGGGACUGCCCCCAAGUAUUGAGGCUGCUGCCGUGUCUUUGGAAGAUGGAGACUUCUACUUCUUCAAAGGGAAUCGCUGUUGGAGGUUCCAGGGAACGAAGUCCGUGUGGGGCUUCGCAAAGCUCUGCCGGGCAGGUGGUCUACCCCGACACCCGGACGCAGCUCUCUUCUUCCCGCCUCUGCGCCGCCUAGUUCUCUUCAAGGGUUCCCGCUACUAUGUGCUGGCUCGAGGAGGGAUGCAAGUGGAGCCCUACUAUCCCCGCAGCCUGCGAGACUGGGCCGGGGUCCCUGAGGAGGUCAGCGGCGCCCUGCCAAGGCCGGACGGCUCCAUUAUCUUCUUCAGAGAUGACCACUAUUGGCACUUGGAUCAAGCCAAACUGCGGGUGACCAGCUCCGGCCGCUGGGCCACCGAGCUGUCCUGGAUGGGCUGUUGGAAUGCCAACUCAGGAGGUGCCCUGUUCUGAAGGCUCCCCAUCACUGAAUGAACCGUGGUUGCUGCCGCCUGAGGGGUGGGGUCUGUCUAGGAAGGCCCUGAACCUCUCAAGAAGCUCUUGAGCAGCAAGGACUCCAAGCAGGAAAUCAGUCUGCAUUUGUUCUCUGCGGUGGAAGGAGAACUAGAGUUCCUAUAGCCUUUUCCCUCAAGGACUUCUUUCCUUCCCACUUGUAUGUGUAUGUGGGAAGGCAGAUUCUGUUCUAGUGAAGAUGCUGUAAGUCCAUAGUGCUGAGUCCCGGGAAGAUGCAAAACUCAGCUGAGCCAGGAGACUAUCUGCAAGACCCUCCCCUUCGGUGCCUUUCAGGCUCAGUUCUUGGGAAAUCGAGUGCUAUUUCAUCAGAGACUUUGCCCCACCUCCUACCCUCAGCAAGCAGGGAUGUAGUGAAAUCUCAAGGAUCCCCACUGUCAGAUGCUCUCUGUUGGAUCAGGAGGCAAAGCAGAAGGGACUGUGUUCCUCCUGGGACUGACUUUUUGUCUGGGCGAAUGAAAAAGCACUCCCCAGUUGGUCAACCUAGAGGUGUAGCAGCCUUCCCUGGGCAGAAUCAUCCACCCUUCUCAAUAGAAGCACAUGGGCACUGGGUGCUGGAGACACGAGGACCACGGUCUUACAUUCAACCCAGGGCCAGCCAGCUGUAUAUGGUUAUCAUGGAGAGACUGGGGCGAACCUCUCUUCAAAAUGCAGAACCUCUCCACCCCAUUUGCCUCCAAGAUGGACACCUUGAGCAUCAGGAAGAUGGAAGAGGGUCCUUGGGGGUCCGCUCAGGAUGUAGCUGCCAUAGCACUCUGCAGGUUGGGUGAGGCCCGUUUGCUUGCAAUGGCCCCAUUCUCCAGGCCACACACGCAGCAGCAUUCCGAAGCUCAUGCUGUCUAGCCAAGAAUAGCUGGGAUUCCUGGAGAAGGAACCGGCUCCCUGCCUUCCCCUUUUGUCUCAGCCUGUCUCAGUAUUAAUUUUAGCAUCUGGAUCUCCAGCCCUCACUCCUCUCUCUCCAUCUACCAGUGUCUCUGCAAAUACACACACACACACACACACACACACACACACACACACAGUGACCACCAACAGCCAGCUCUCGGGGAGAAUCGGGCAAGGGAGCAGCCCACAGUUCCCCAGAGGCAUUGCUGGCCAUGUGCCCUCCUUUCUUCUCUGUGCAGUGGACAGAAUGGCCUUUGACUGCCCUUGGAUGCAAGUGCUUUGUGCUGCCCUGUCUCAGGGAAAACAUGGAGGAACCGCCCAGCUGGCCUCCUGCUGUCUGGGUUGUACCCAGCGGGAGAGAAAGGAGAGUCUCAUGUUUUUCACUCCGUUCCACCUCAAGCGACUCUGAUUGGAGACUUUAUUGCCGAGUUAGAGGGAGAGAGGCAAUUUAUUAAGAGGGCUGAGGAAACCCCGAGGCUAUUUUUCUCCAGGCCAUUGCCUGGAUAGAGGCCAGAGGACCUGAAAACGAUGCAGGUAAGGCUGUGUUGAAGGCGUGAGGGUCAGGAGGGCUGCACGUGCUGGGUACUGUCUGGGGAGGAGUGCUUAGUUUCUGCAAGACAACAGGUGGAACCGUGAACCGACAGAGGGACUUCUCACCGGAAGGAGGCGCUAAGGAUGGCGGCUUGAAGGGACAGUUCUGUGGAACUCACUACAGAUAGAAGAGUUUGGAGCAUUGAGGGCGCAGAGGCUGGGAGUGGAUGUGCUCAGAGUUGCCGGCGGCCUCCGCCUUACCCAGGUCAGGGUGCUCAAGAAUACAGUGCUCCACGUAGG